Messenger RNA from Bacillus rossius redtenbacheri, 1407 nucleotides. RefSeq names its product protein dissatisfaction-like. Bases 1 to 1407 code for a protein of 468 amino acids. The record is from RefSeq and is a predicted model, not a curated record. Gene Ontology annotation, biological process: cell differentiation; regulation of transcription by RNA polymerase II; anatomical structure development. Gene Ontology annotation, molecular function: RNA polymerase II cis-regulatory region sequence-specific DNA binding; zinc ion binding; nuclear receptor activity. Lineage: Eukaryota; Metazoa; Arthropoda; Insecta; Phasmatodea; Bacillidae. The transcript has 9 exons.
AUGGCAGGUGGGUAUCCCGCCACCAGGGGCAAUGGCAGGCGAGUUGCCGCAACCAGGGUCAUUGGAAGCAGAGUCUGUGGCUGCGAGGCGCUGUGCUGUUUGCCCGCAGGAGACAGACUCCUGGACAUCCCGUGUAAAGUCUGCGGCGACAGGAGUUCCGGGAAGCACUACGGCAUAUACAGCUGCGACGGUUGCUCGGGCUUCUUCAAGCGCAGCAUCCACAGGAACCGGGUGUACACGUGCAAGGCGGCGGGGGACCUCAAGGGCCGCUGCCCCAUCGACAAGACGCACCGCAACCAGUGCCGCGCCUGCCGCCUCAACAAGUGCUUCCAGGCGGCCAUGAACAAGGACGCAGUCCAGCACGAGAGGGGUCCCCGCAAGCCCAAGCACCCGCCCCACCACGCCGCCGCCCCCGGGGGCGGCAAGGACGCUCACCACCACCACCACCACCACCACCCGCACCACCACCACGCGCCGCCCCCGGGCCUGCUGCUGCCGCCGCCGCCGCAACAACCCCCGCCGCCGGCGGCCGUGUCGCACGCCGACGCAAUCGCCGUCAACAAGCUGCUGUUCGGCGCGGCGCCGCCCCCGCCUCCCCCGGCCGCCGCCUCCGCCGCCAAGCUGCAGGACGAGCCGCCCCCGGCCGUGUUCCUGGCGGCGGCGCACCACCCGCCGCCCCCGCCCGGCCUCCUGCACAUUCUCAUGUCGGCCGAGAAGUGCCAGGAGUUCAUCUGGAGCGCCAAGCUGAGCGACGUGGAGCGCAUGGGAGUCGCCGCAGUCCCUCAGCCCAGCGCCCUGCCCCUCGCCCUGACGCCCACCUGGGAGGUGCUGCAGGAGACGACGGCGCGGCUUCUGUUCAUGGCCGUGCGCUGGGUCCGCUGCCUGGCGCCGUUCCAGACCCUCUCCAAGAGAGACCAGCUGCUGCUGCUCCAGGAGUCCUGGAAGGAACUGUUCCUGCUGCACCUGGCCCAGUGGUCCAUCCCGUGGGACCUGUCCUCGCUGCUGGGCUGCAGCAAGGCGCGCGACCGCCUGCCCCACGACGACCUCACCAACUACGAGAUCAAGACCAUCCAGGAGAUCAUGGGAAGGUUUCGCCAGCUGUCGCCAGACGGCAGCGAGUGCGGCUGCAUGAAGGCUGUUAUCCUCUUCACGCCAGAGACGCCGGGGCUGUGCGACGUGCAGCCGGUGGAGAUGCUGCAGGACCAGGCGCAGUGCAUCCUGGGCGACUACGUGCGGUCGCGCCACCCGCGCCAGCCGACCCGCUUCGGCCGCCUGCUGCUGCUGGUGCCGGGACUGCGGGCGGUGCGGCGCGCCACCGUCGAGCGCCUCUUCUUCACCGAGACCAUCGGCGACAUCCCCAUCCAGCGGCUGCUGGGCGACAUGUACCACAUGGAGAAGUACACGUAG